GCUAUAUUAUCCAUAAUACCAUGUGACACUCGGUGCUGAAACCGCACGCUUUUCGUCAGCGCUUAUUACACCAAGAUAUGUCCACCUUUUAGGACACGGAGAAGGCGAGAACGAUACCAUGACGACUCCAUCUGUAUUUGGCACCGACUGAUCUGAGAGAGGACAGGAAAUGGGGAUUUUGCUUUUCUUUCUUUUCGCACUUCUUAUAGACACCAAAAGGCUUACAAGGCUAGUAACACUGGUGCAUGCUCAGUCUAAUGAGCGUCGGGUCCUGGCCCACAUGCCUGGUGACAUUACCAUUGGGGCACUUUUCUCUGUGCACCAUCAACCACCAGCAGACAAGGUCCAUGAGCGAAAAUGUGGUGCUGUGCGAGAGCAGUAUGGCAUCCAGCGUGUGGAGGCUAUGAUGCACACUCUUGAUCGCAUCAAUGCUGACCCCAACAUUCUACCCAACAUUACACUGGGUUGUGAGAUCCGAGACUCAUGUUGGCACUCAGCAGUGGCACUGGAACAAAGCAUAGAGUUUAUCCGGGACACCCUGGUUUCCACUGAGGAAGAGGAGAGCAUGUCCAGAUGUUCAGCUGGUGGAGGCACACCCAUGAAAGGGAAGAAACCCAUAGUGGGGCUCAUUGGGCCUGGCUCCAGCUCAGUGGCCAUCCAGGUGCAAAACCUUCUUCAGCUUUUCAACAUACCCCAAAUUGCCUACUCAGCCACCAGUAUGGAUCUCAGUGAUAAGUCCUUGUAUAAGUAUUUCAUGAGGGUGGUUCCAUCAGAUGCUCAGCAGGCCAGGGCAAUGGUGGACAUCGUUAAACGAUACAACUGGACUUAUGUGUCAGCUAUACACACAGAGGGAAACUAUGGCGAGAGCGGGAUGGAGGCAUUCAAAGAAAUGGCAGCCAAAGAGGGCAUCUGUAUUGCACAUUCAGAUAAGAUCUACAGUAACGCCGGAGAGCAGAGCUUUGACCGACUGUUGGAAAAACUGCGCAGUCAUCUGCCCAAAGCACGCGUGGUGGCAUGCUUCUGCGAGGGCAUGACUGUGCGUGGGAUUCUCAAAGCCAUGAGACGACGUCGACUAGUGGGAGAGUUCCUUUUGGUUGGCAGUGAUGGCUGGGCCGAUCGGUAUGAUGUGACAGAUGGAUAUCAGAAAGAAGCGGCUGGAGGCAUCACCAUCAAGCUGCAGUCUGCUUAUGUCACCUGGUUUGAUGAUUACUACCUGAAUCUGCAGCCAGACACGAACCAUCGCAACCCCUGGUUCGUUGAAUUUUGGCAACAUCGCUUCCAGUGCCGACUCAAGGGCCACCCACAGGAGAACACGAAAUACAACCGCACCUGCACCAAGAAAGAGUCUCUCCGGAUCCACUAUGCUCAAGACACUAAGAUGGGCUUUGUCAUCAAUGCCAUCUACAGCAUGGCUUAUGGUCUACACGCCAUGCAGAAAUCACUGUGUCCUGGCUAUGCUGGUCUGUGUGAAUCAAUGAGGCCCAUCGAUGGCCGCAAACUUCUUGAAUUCCUCAUGAGGACCAAUUUCACUGGUGUUUCUGGAGAGGUGGUGCUCUUUGAUGAAAAUGGGGAUUCUCCAGGAAGAUAUGAGAUCAUGAACUUCAAACAGAUGAGUGAAGAAGACUACAGCUACAUUCAUGUCGGCAGCUGGGACAACAGUGGACUAAAGAUGGACGAUGAAGAGAUCUGGGCCAACAGCAGCAUGAUCAUCCACUCAGUCUGCAGUGACCCCUGUGAAAGGGCUCAGAUUAAGGUAAUCCGUAAAGGUGAAGUUAGCUGCUGCUGGACCUGUACUCCAUGUAAAGAUAAUGAGUAUGUCUUUGAUGAGUACACCUGCCGGGCCUGUGAGCUGGGAUCCUGGCCAACAGAUGAUCUCACAGGGUGCGAGCCAAUACCAGUGCAUUAUUUACAGUGGGGAGACCCUGAACCUAUAGCGGCUGUGGUCUUUGCUUGCCUUGGUCUUCUGUCCACCAUCUUUGUGACACUGGUUUUCAUCAGGUUCCAUGAUACACCAGUUGUGAAAUCCUCCAGCAGAGAACUUUGCUUCAUCAUACUGGCUGGCAUCUGUCUGGGUUAUCUUUGCACUUUCUGCCUCAUCGCCAAGCCACAUGUAGUGUACUGCUAUCUACAGAGACUAGGUAUUGGCCUUUCCCCUGCUAUGAGCUACUCUGCUCUGGUUACCAAGACCAAUCGCAUUGCUCGCAUCUUGGCUGGCAGCAAGAAAAAAAUCUGCACCAAGAAGCCUCGCUUUAUGAGUGCCUGUGCCCAGUUGAUUAUAGCUUUCAUCCUUAUUCUCCUGCAGCUGGCCAUCAUAGUUGCACUCUUCAUUAUGGAGCCUCCUCAGGUGAUCUAUGACUACCCAUCAAUCCGUGAGGUGCACCUCAUCUGUAAUACAACAACACUAGGAGUGGUAGCACCGUUGGGCUACAAUGGGCUGCUCAUUCUCAGCUGUACCUUUUAUGCCUUCAAGACUCGUAAUGUCCCAGCCAACUUCAAUGAGGCCAAAUACAUCGCCUUCACCAUGUACACCACCUGCAUCAUCUGGCUGGCCUUUGUGCCUAUCUAUUUUGGCUCCAAUUACAAAAUAAUCACUAUGUGCUUUUCCGUCAGUCUCAGUGCGACCACCGCUUUGUGCUGCAUGUUUGUGCCAAAAGUCUAUAUCAUGCUUGCAAAGCCAGAGCGCAACGUGCGCAGUGCGUUUACCACAUCUACUGUCGUAAGGAUGCAUGUGGGUGACGGCAAGUCUGCCUCAUCAGCUAGUCGCUCCAGCAGUUUGGCUAAACUCUGGAAGCGACGUGGAUCAGGAGCAGAAAAUGUCAGUUCAAAUGGCAAGACGGUUACUUGGGCACAAAAUGAGAGAGGCUACCGGCCAAACCUGUGGAAGAGGAUCUCAAUUCAUAUCAAGAGAAAAGAAGAGGUCAAUCAAACAGCUAUAAUUAAACCUUUCUCCAAGGGCUGUGAUGCACCUUCUGACACUGGAAUUAAAAUGUCAUUUGAACGGCCACCAAGUGGCCAACGCUACCCUGUUACCUACCGUCCACGCACUCCCUCUCCACUGCCCACCGUGUGCCAGCGUGGGUCAAUGCAGCGCUGCUGUGAAGAUGAGGAAGAUGUUAGAGAACGGCCUUUGCCAGUGGCAGCACUUCCUACGUAUCUUACAGAGCGUUUACAGCAAGGUGGACCAUUGCAGACAUCCAUUAUGGACCAGAUUAGUAGUGUGGUGAACCGUUUCACUGCAAACAUCAGCGAGCUCAACAGUAUGAUGCUACCACCUGGCUCUACUUCAGGCAGUACCAUAAAUGCCUCUGGCCCCUGCUCUCCCUCCUUUAAGUUGCUUCCACGAGAGAUGCAGCGCUCGACAACAGUGACCACUUAUGCAGAGGUGGUGGCUGCAGCUAAUGCUACCCCCCGCUCAGCAGUAGGCAUUGCGGGAGGGAUAGUCACAGGUGGAAGCAGCAGGGCAUCCCCCGCUAGUCUCUCUAAUAGCACCUAUGACCCCUCUUUUGCAGUCAGGACCACGGAGUUUGAGGAACUGGCUGCUCUAACACCUCCAUCCCCAUUCAGGGACUCCUUAGUGGGCUCACCGCAUGACUCUCCAACUUGUCCAGACUCAGACCUGGCUCUGUGUGAGCGCAAUUCCCCAAAGUAUGACCGACUGAUGCUGCGCAACUACAGCCAGAGCUCCUCCUCACUAUAAUUAGCCUUCCAGAUGAUCAAAUCACAUGCUAUCAAAAAGAACCAUCAGUGGCAUGCGGGCAUUUUAAAUACUGUUAUGACAAUAUUUUCAAAUCAGGUUCUACUAUACUGUUGCGGAACUCAAGAGAACUGGAAUCAAGGCUAUACUGAGAAAAGGAUCAGGGAUAAAACAAUGCUUGAGGAAGCUCUGCAGGGAUUUAUUGAAAGUAGCUAAAUAGCUUCUUUUAGUCUGAACAGCAUGGAUGAAAAUGUUCUUUGUAAGCUUUUGAAUAAAGUGCACCAACAGAGAUGUCAAAGCAGCUUGAGGUGCACACAUGCUUUUGCUUAGGAAAGCUCAGCGAACAAAGGACUGCGAUAGUAUACUGUGCUUGACCUUAAGCCAGUGACCACAUUCCAACAGUAUAACCACAUGUGAUUAUAUUGAAAGAUUGUUAUAUUUGUUGUUUGUGUAUAACGCUGUCCUUCAGCCAAAUUUCUUGCAUACUAUAAUGCUUUAACAUAAUAUACAGUAUAUCUUGUUUUAGUUGUAUGGGAUACAUUCUGAACAAAUCUUUAAAUGGCAUUAUUUUCCAAGUGACUGUGUUUCAGUAACAAGUACUAAACAGUCUUAGUCUUGUUUAACACUUCAGAUGCAAAGAAAAUGACACGUCAUAUUUUAAAGAUGUUUAGUUGUUUUAAUUUAAUAGAAUUUUACUGUUAGGCUGGCUGUGUAAUGUGCAACAUAAAGAUAGCAAUACUUAAGGCUUAGUGAAUUAGUAGACAAGCAUUCAAGCGCACAUGCUUUGCAUCCUGUUACAAUGUUAUUUAUAGUAAUUAUGUACUUUUGAAUGUGAAUCAGUCAGAUACGUUUUCAUUUAACCCUAAUGAAUUUAACUUGUCUAUUUAUAGACAUCAUUUGGACCAAACAAAUUCUCUUUUUAAAAGAUUUUUUUUUAAUUCAAGGCAGUGCUUAAACUUUCUACUAAUGUUGUGCACUGUGCAUAUCUCUUCAGCCUACAUUGUGCAAUAUAUUUACUGAAUGGAUGUAAUGCAUGCAGAACACUGCCAACAGCUGAAUCUACAAGUGUUACCUUUUGUAUAUUUUCUAAAAGCAUUUUGCAUCUUUUGCUCUUUACCUUUACCUUUUUCAAAAAAUUGUAGAUAUUGGCUCUAAGUGUGAGGUAUUUUUCUACCCAACAUUUGUGUUGAUUUAGUAUAUUACUGUAAUAUAUUAGGCUAAUAAUUAUUAGUUUAGGCCUUGUGAUGGUGAAAUGAAUGUAUCUUGUAAAAGCUUUUAUAAUAGUUUAUCUAUGUGACAAUUAGCAAGAAGUUGAAAGUAAAAAAAAAAAGGGAAAAACAUUUUUUAUUCAGUUGCAUUUGUAUUGUG
Clarias gariepinus (North African catfish) is the source of this 5062-nucleotide messenger RNA. RefSeq names its product glutamate receptor, metabotropic 5a (gene grm5a). Bases 170 to 3697 code for a protein of 1175 amino acids. Gene Ontology annotation, molecular function: adenylate cyclase inhibiting G protein-coupled glutamate receptor activity; G protein-coupled receptor activity involved in regulation of postsynaptic membrane potential. NCBI's taxonomy places the organism in Eukaryota, Metazoa, Chordata, Actinopteri, Siluriformes, Clariidae. Gene Ontology annotation, cellular component: postsynaptic density membrane. The transcript is spliced from 9 exons. The record is from RefSeq and is a predicted model, not a curated record. Gene Ontology annotation, biological process: trans-synaptic signaling by endocannabinoid, modulating synaptic transmission; G protein-coupled glutamate receptor signaling pathway; regulation of synaptic transmission, glutamatergic.